GCCACACCCUGGUGCAAAAAGCAGGCGUGCGCGCACACCACCAGUCUCUCUCUCUCUCCCUCUCUCCUCCAUAACGCUGAGCCCUCCCUCCUCCUGCACACUCACCGCCUGGCUCGCUUCACGUGUGGACGCUCUCCCUCAGCUCUGUGGAAAUCACCGCCAAGAUGUCCGAUAAGCCCGAUAUGACUGAGAUCUCCAGCUUUGACAAGACAAAGCUGAAGAAGACGGAGACAAAAGAGAAAAACCCUCUGCCCACCAAAGAGACCAUCGAGCAGGAGCGAAAAGGAGACGCAACACCCUGACCUGGAAGCACAAGUUCCGGCCUGAGGCAGAGAUGACGAAGCAAAAAAAAAA
This is a messenger RNA of Gadus morhua (Atlantic cod), 354 nucleotides long. RefSeq names its product thymosin beta 2 (gene tmsb2). Gene Ontology annotation, biological process: regulation of cell migration; actin filament organization. Gene Ontology annotation, molecular function: actin monomer binding. The transcript is spliced from 3 exons. Gene Ontology annotation, cellular component: cytoplasm. NCBI's taxonomy places the organism in Eukaryota, Metazoa, Chordata, Actinopteri, Gadiformes, Gadidae. The record is from RefSeq and is a predicted model, not a curated record. Bases 165 to 302 code for a protein of 45 amino acids.